AUGACCCUUGUUCUUCGUUAUGUGAACAAAGAAGGAAUUAUUAUAAAGCGAUUCCUUGGUAUUGUACAUGUAGCAAGUACUACCGCUUUGUCACUCAAACAUGCUAUUGAAUGUUUACUUUGUAAAUAUAAUUUGAGUUUAUCGAACCUACGUGGGCAAGGUUAUGACGGGGCUAGUAAUAUGCAAGGUGAUAUCAAUGGUCUCAAAACUUUAAUUUUGAAAGAGAACAAGUCAGCAUUUUAUGUCCAUUGUUUUGCUCAUCAACUUCAAUUGACACUUGUUGCUGUUGCUAAAAAUCACAUUAACAUUGCUGAAUUUUUUUAUGUGGUUCGUAAUUUAGUAAUUGUUGUUGGAGGCUCUUGCAAGAGACGAGAUGCUCUUCGAGAUACACAAUUUGCCAAAAUUAAAGAAGAUUUAGAUAAUGGUGUUCGUAGAAGUGGGCAAGGUUUGAAUCAAGAGACAAAUCUUAAACGUCCUGGUGAUACACGUUGGGGAUCAUAUUAUGGGACUAUUCUCAGCUUGAUUUUGAUGUUCUCUGCUGUUGUUGAUGUACUAGAGAUUAUUAAAGAAGAUGGCCUCUCCGACCAAAAAGUUGAAGCUCUCAUAUAUAUGCAACUUCAAGAGCUUAACAACCGCUUUUCUGAGGCGAAUACCGAUUUGCUACUUUGUAUGGCUUGCUUGAAUCCAAGUAAUUCAUUUGUGGCUUUCGAUAAGGAAAAGUUGAUACGUCUAGCUAAGUUAUAUCCCUCUGAUUUUCUUGGGACAGAUAUUUUGGCACUUGACUCUCAACUGCAGAAUUAUAUUUUUGAUAUGCGCAGCAAUGACUUCUUUUUAGAGCUUCAAGGAGUUAGUGAACUUGCUGAAAAGUUAGUGAGCACAAGAAAACACGAGACUUAUCCAUUAGUCUAUUUGCUAGUGAAGCUAGCUUUGACCUUUCCAGUUGCUACUGCAACAAUAGAAAGAAGUUUUUCAACAAUGAAAUAUGUAAAUAAUGAACUGCGUAAUUGA
Quercus lobata is the source of this 1008-nucleotide messenger RNA. Its product is annotated as zinc finger MYM-type protein 1-like. Gene Ontology annotation, molecular function: protein dimerization activity. The record is from RefSeq and is a predicted model, not a curated record. Bases 1 to 1008 code for a protein of 335 amino acids. The transcript has 2 exons. NCBI's taxonomy places the organism in Eukaryota, Viridiplantae, Streptophyta, Magnoliopsida, Fagales, Fagaceae.